AUGGCAAUAAACCAAUUUCCAGUUCCAAAAGGUGAAUUCGAAACAACGUGUAUGAGUUUUGUCAGAUCAGAUUCAGCGCCGUACAAACAAUGUGGACCAGGUGAAAGAAAUCAGAUGAAUCAGGCCACAUCCUAUUUAGAUUUAUCUGUUGCAUAUGGAAGUACAGAAGAAGAUACGUCUCGGAUUGUUGACCAAACCACAGUUAAAGCUACUCGCGACGAGAAAUUAUUUGGAGUUGAUGGAAUUAGCAGAUGGAUGACAACUGAGUUAGGUUUUCACGCAGACAGGUUUAUAGCAGAUUCAAUGAGAAACAAAUUAUUUGAAACAAGACCAGGAAAUGGAUUUGAUUUGGCAGCAGUUGACAUUCAACGUGGUAGAGAUCACGGGAUACCGUCAUAUAAUGCUUUUAGAAAAUUUUGUGGUCUAAAGCCAGCCGGCUUAAUUAAUUCUGGACCUUUUGGUUUGCCUGAUCACGAUCCAGAAGCAGCAAAGUUACUUUCUACCAUUUACAAACAUCCAGACGAUAUAGAUUUAAUGGCUGGUGGUAUUUCGGAGAUAAAUAUGAAAGAUGCUUUGGUCGGACCAACUUUUGGUUGUUUGAUGGGACUACAAUUGAUGUACUCCAGAGUAGGAGAUAGAUUUUUUUAUGAAAACGAAUUCUUACCAACAGGAUUUACUCCAGGUUAG
Messenger RNA from Mytilus californianus (California mussel), 687 nucleotides. RefSeq names its product peroxidase-like protein. The transcript has 6 exons. The record is from RefSeq and is a predicted model, not a curated record. NCBI's taxonomy places the organism in Eukaryota, Metazoa, Mollusca, Bivalvia, Mytilida, Mytilidae. Bases 1 to 687 code for a protein of 228 amino acids. Gene Ontology annotation, molecular function: heme binding; peroxidase activity. Gene Ontology annotation, biological process: response to oxidative stress.